Messenger RNA from Sebastes umbrosus (honeycomb rockfish), 3059 nucleotides. It is a transcript of the gene ftr82, whose product is annotated as finTRIM family, member 82. The coding region runs from base 507 to 2234 and encodes 575 amino acids. The record is from RefSeq and is a predicted model, not a curated record. Gene Ontology annotation, molecular function: zinc ion binding; protein binding. The transcript is spliced from 9 exons. Lineage: Eukaryota; Metazoa; Chordata; Actinopteri; Perciformes; Sebastidae.
UAAAGUACUUAAACCUGCUUUGUAAUGUAAAAGACCUGAAAAUCCUACUUUUUACAAUAUGGGAGCUUUAACUCUUGGUGGUGGUAAAUGACAGGUAGCUAAGUUAGCCUAGCUAGGCUAAUACUUUACGCCAUGUAGGAUUUACAAAACAAACUUGUACAAAGUAGGAGGAGACAGAUAAGUGAAUCAUCACACAGGAGCUUUCCCAGAAUGGUGAGGUGAACAGUGGCCGAUGACAUCCUUGUACUGUGUACAUCUCUCCACUAGAGAGAGCAAGGCUCACAUAUGGUAUCACAGGGCUCGAUAUACUCCCAGCACAGGGGGAGGGCCUUGUCUGCUUUCAAUCAAUAACCUCUGGAAUUCAGAAAUACAAGUAGGUCCUGUCUCUGGCACGCUGUACCACACUCUUGAGGGCGGGCUCCCAGGCACACUCAACGGAUUCUCUAUCUGCUCUUGGCACUCUCUGUCUCUUUCCGCAGGUCUGACUGUGUUCUGAGCCUGUGACAAUGGCCGAUCACCCUUCUCCAGACUAUUUCAGCUGCUCCCUGUGUGUGAACCUGCUGAGGGACCCCGUGGCUAUCCCUUGUGGACACAGUUUCUGUAUGGACUGCAUCAGCGGCUACUGGAAUGAGGCUGACUACACAGGGAUCUACAUUUGUCCACAGUGUAAAAUCACGUUCACCCAGAGGCCGGUGCUGCGGCCCAACGCCACCCUGAGCAUGGUGGCUGAGAAGAUCAAGAAGAGCGGCCUGAACCUGAACCUGAAUCUCAACGCAUCCCAGGGGAACCUCUACGCAGGGCCAAGCGACGUCCCCUGCGACUUCUGCUCUGGGAAGAAACUAAAGGCUGUGAAGUCCUGUCUCGGCUGUCUGGCGUCCUACUGCGAGAAGCACCUGAAGCCACACUAUGAAUCAGCCACAUUCAAGAGGCACAAGCUGGUUGACGAGCUGGGGAACCUGGACAGGAAGAUCUGCCCACAGCACCAGAAGUCCCUGGAGCUCUUCUGUCGAACAGAUCAGAUGUGUAUCUGUGCUAUCUGCACAGUCAGUGAACACAGGGGCCAUGACAUUGUCUCUGCUGAGGCAGAGAGGGGGGAGAAACAGAAACUCUUGGGAGUCUCCCAAGCUGAGAUUAGACAAAAAUGCCAGGAGAGGGUGAAGGAGCUGGACGAGCUGAAGACUGCUGUGGAUUCACUGAAGAACCAGGCCCAGAGAGCCAUGGUGGAGAGCCAGAAGAUGUUUGAGGACAUGAUCCGCUCCAUUGAGAGGAUGAGGUCAGAGGUCAGCAAGCUGAUCGGUAUCAACGAGAAGGCAGCUUUCAACCAGGCCGAGGCUUUGAUCGAGCGGCUGGAACAAGAGAUCGAUGAACUGAAGAAAAAGGAGUCCGGCCUCAAGCAGCUGCACAGCACUGAGGACCACAUCCACUUUUUGCAGAACUUCAACUACCUGUGCACCCCCACCGAUGACGGCUUCAUACCCAGAGUGACGGUGAACCCCGACUUCUCCUUCGGGGCUGUCAGGAAAGCCGUGGCUGAGAUCAAGGACCGCCUGGAGGAGUUUGGCAGAGAGGAGCUGCUUAAGAUCUCCAAGUCAGUGAGCGAGGUCCCGGUGUACACUACAGAGAGUCGAACAUUGGACAGAAGGAGCAGAGGCAAAGAAGUGGUGGACAACACUCCUUUUCCAGAGCCAAAGGGCAGGGCAGAUUUUGUGAAACUCUUCUGCCAGCUGAAAAUGGACCCUAGCACAGCCUACAAGGAGCUGUACGUCUCAGAACACAACAGGAAAGUGAUCCGCACCAGAGACCUGCAGCCCUACGGAGACAACCCGGAGAGGUUCGACAGCUUCGCCCAGGUGCUGUGCCGGGAGGCCCUGUCCGGAGGCCGCUACUACUGGGAGAUCGAGUGGAGCGGGGAGUUCUCCAUCGGAGUGGCCUACAGGAGCAUCAGCCGGAAGGGCAAAGGCUCGCUGUGUCUGCUGGGCUAUAACGACAAGUCCUGGAGCCUGCUCUGCUCCGACACGGGUUACUCUGCCUGGCACAACCGGGUGGACACGCCCGUCAGCGGCCCCCACUCCCCCAGGAUAGGCGUGUACCUGGACCACACUGCGGGCGUGCUGGCGUUUUACAGCAUAGGCAACACCAUGAGCCUCCUGCACAGGUUUGAGACCUCGUUCGUUGAGCCCCUCUAUCCGGGCUUCGGAGUCGGAACCUCAGUCAAGAUCUGCAAUGUGAAGUGAGCACCGAUGUUUGAGCUCUCAUUUGAUAAAUCUUUCUCAUAAUAUACAGCAAUGCUUUUGGAAUAUAUAUAUAUAUUUUUGCAAAAUGUUUAAAACUGUACCAAACAAACCACAUUAACGAAGUUGUAUUUCUCAUUUUUCUAAAGAGAAAUGUUUUUUUUUUAACGCUACACCUCACAUAUAUUACGUUUUGCAUUGUGCUGUAAACUCACAUUUUCACUAUAAGACAUUAUUGAAAUACAUAAUUACUACAUAAUCACACCAGAACAAUAUAAAGUGUUAUCACUUUUAGCAUCUGAUUAGAACUGCUGGAUAAUAUUAUAACAUGUUGGUAUCACAUUUACUUCAUAAAGGGUGCGACAUAUCUCAAGUGAUGAUGUCAUUAUAAGCCAUAAUGGAUGUACCCUGAGAUAAGGUCCAUUUGCUUAUGAUAGGUCAUUACAUUGUUGGCCAAUAUUAUGGCGUAAUUCAUUUAAAAUAUAUUGCACCCUUGUGAUCGGUAUAAGUAAUACAAUAACAUUCAUGUUGGUGCAUAUUCAGACAAAUAUUUCAUUGUCUGUCAUUUCAUUUUGUCAUGUUUUGAUAUUACCUGAUAGCUAUAUCAAUUGCUGAAAGUCCUCACAGUUUUUUUUUUCACUUGAACUAACCCUUAUUUAAUUUGUAUGUAUGUUUACUUAUAUAAUGGACAACAAGAGUAUAGAUAUCAAGAAAAGACUUGUUUUGUAACAAAAUGAUUCAUUGAUAGUUCUAAAUAAAGAGCUAAAUGAAUGGAUUUUUGUGUUUUUGAGAUUAUUUAUCUAUUCCUAAAUAAAAAUAUAAAAACCA